Messenger RNA from Meloidogyne enterolobii, 244 nucleotides. Lineage: Eukaryota; Metazoa; Nematoda; Chromadorea; Rhabditida; Meloidogynidae. The record is from the annotation of a GenBank genome assembly.
AAUGGGUAUUUCUGGUUUAAAAAUUGCCUCCCAAAUGGCUAUACUUAAUGCUAAUUAUAUGGCAAAAAGAUUAGAAAAUGCUGGUUAUCGAGUUGUUUAUAGAGACGAACAAGGCUUAAACGCUCAUGAAUUUAUUAUAGACUGCAAACCUUUCAAGCAUGUUGGUAUUGAAGUGGAUGAUAUAGCUAAACGUUUAAUGGAUUUUGGAUUUCAUGCACCAACAAUGCAUUGGCUAGAUUUUUAA